Molecule: messenger RNA, 2183 nt
Organism: Photinus pyralis (common eastern firefly)
Lineage: Eukaryota; Metazoa; Arthropoda; Insecta; Coleoptera; Lampyridae
Gene: nvy
Product: protein CBFA2T1
Exons: 8
Coding region: 243-1883 (546 amino acids)
Biological process (GO): negative regulation of DNA-templated transcription; DNA-templated transcription
Cellular component (GO): nucleus
Molecular function (GO): transcription corepressor activity
Source: RefSeq, a predicted model, not a curated record
CGAAACAUUCCAAGAGAAAAUCACGCUCACAGAAACUAUCAUAACGAAAUUUUAAGAAAGAGCCCCCCAACAAUUAUUACCAAAACCAUUACCUGAAUAUUAUUUAUGUAGUCAACAAUUGUGAUCAUACGUUAAGUUUUUCGCUAUAGUUUUUGUAAAUCGUAAUAUGUGAUAUUAACUUUUUUUUUCGUCAAAGGGUUAUCGUGCAAUUCUCGAAAGAGGCCUCGUAAUUAUUGUCACUAAUGAAAAAGAUUAUGGAACCAAAGGUGAUUAAAGAAGAAGGCACUGAAAAAGAAUCUCCAAACUAUCUUGACACGCUGCCGGCAGCACCGAGAUCGAGAUCAGCUAAAGGUUGCACAAAGGACAGGUGUAAAACACCAGAUUCUCCUGAGGGAGCACGUAUAAAUCAACCAGUAUCACCAAGCCAAUCGUCACCUUCACGUCAACCAACAAACGGCGGUUCAUCACCAAUAAAUAAUGGAUCUACUGACAGCAUAACACCUCCCCUUGGUUCGGCGGCACUUACAGUCAGUUUAGACGCAAAUCAACCACACCAAUAUAGCGGUCACGGAGGGGCCGCGACAUGCAUUACUCGGUCAUUACUUAAAGUUAAAAGAUUUCUAAAUACCCUCGUACAAUUUGGUAGCGAGAUAAAUUCGGAUGUUGGAGAAAGAGUGCGAAGUCUCGUGUUAAAUUUAGUAAGCGCAAAUUUAAGUGUAGAAGAGUUUCAUCAUUCCUUACAAGAAGUAACAAAUUUUCCUUUGAGACCUUUUGUUCUGCCCUUCCUAAGAGCCCACCUUCCGCUGCUUCAAAGAGAAAUCCACGCGCUGGCGCGGGCCAACAAACAGUCGUCACUUCAGUACGUACGAACUCAUGAGCACGUAGUCUUAGAUUCAACGCACUCUCCAACAGAACCAUCAGAAAUAUUUUUACCAAACGACACGCAAUUGACAAGCGGUAUUAAAAGGAGAUCAUCGGACAGUAUAUACGAAAAUGGAUUAAACGGUCAAUCACAUCAAGACUCUCAAGAUUUUUUGCCGGCUAAACGGCAAUUAACUUCCCAAAACGCUUUUAUGUUCGCGCACCAAAGCCUAUUUCUUCCCAAUAUGAAUUCGUCCGUUUCCAAUUCGCACGUUUUUGAUUAUACGCAACACGGACAUCUCUAUACAAAUCAACAUCGCGCAGAUGACAUCCUCAAUAACGAUUCGCGAAAUUCGAAUCGUGGAGAUGAGGAAUGGAAAAAUAUUCACGUAAUGCUAAAUUGUAUUUUAUCGAUGGUAGAAAAAACGAAGCGCGCGCUUUCCAUUUUGCAACAGAGGAAUAAUCAAGAAAUCACGAACGAGUGGCUACGUAAACAAGACGUUGGGGCUGAUCUAAAAAAGGCCGCUAACGAAAUUAUGAUACAAGCGGUUAGGCAAACGGAAGAUCGUGUUGCCGAAGUACGAAGAAGAGCCGAAGAAGCGGUAAAUGAUGUGAAAAGACAAGCUGUUGUCGAACUCCAAAAAGCGGUAGCAGCUGCCGAAACAAAAGCAACUGAACUGGUCGCAAGCGAGAGGGCCAAAAUGGAGAAAUUAUUAUUAGAAACACGAAAGCAGACUGACGAAAAUCAGACAACCGAACCGGUCGAAAACAGUACCUCCCCACCACAAACCACCCCAUCUGCCACAUCACAACAAAGCUCCUGCUGGAAUUGCGGCAGAAAGGCUCACGAGACAUGUUCAGGAUGUAACGUCGCACGUUACUGCGGCCCUUUCUGCCAGCACAAAGAUUGGGAAACCCAUCAUCAGGCCUGUUCGAAAGAAAAAAACCGCCCCAUACGCUCCGCUACUCCAAGCACCACGGCGCACAUCAAUUCCGUUGACCAAGUGAAAUUCAAAAAGUGACAUGCAAGAAAACUGCGCAAAACUAAAAAGUAAUUGAUCGAGUUGCGUGUUAUGUUACUGGCAUGGCACUGAGGACUCUCGCACGUUUUUAAUAUUGUCGUUUAAUUAAUUGUUCCUGAUGUAUACCAAAGACUAUCAUUAUGUAGAUACUUACACUAGAUGUCGAUGUACCUACUUUAUUUUUUUUGUACACAAUUUCUAGUCUAAUUUGUUGUAACUUAUUCCACAAUUAAAUUUUUGUUGCUACAUGGUAGUUGAUAGCAAAUAAGUAUUAAGUAAUUAUUGUUAUUCAUUAAUGUU